This is a messenger RNA of Penaeus monodon (black tiger shrimp), 949 nucleotides long. Its product is annotated as synaptic vesicular amine transporter-like. Gene Ontology annotation, cellular component: terminal bouton; synaptic vesicle membrane. Lineage: Eukaryota; Metazoa; Arthropoda; Malacostraca; Decapoda; Penaeidae. Gene Ontology annotation, biological process: transmembrane transport; aminergic neurotransmitter loading into synaptic vesicle. The transcript has 7 exons. Gene Ontology annotation, molecular function: serotonin:sodium:chloride symporter activity. The record is from RefSeq and is a predicted model, not a curated record. Bases 206 to 949 code for a protein of 247 amino acids.
AGCGGAUGGUGCCACUCAGGUGCCCGCUCCCGACGCUGCCGGAUCGCCUCCCUCGCCCGCAGCAACCAACUGUUGCUUACGCCCCCGCCGCCCUGCCCCUCCUGCAUCCGCCGCCCCUGCUCCUCCACGCCCACACUCUCGCCUUAGCAUGAAGUGACCUUCAUAUCAUCCCAAGCACGCGCGGUGGGUUUAGGAGGCAGGCGCCAUGGGGGCGGUCAAGGAAUGGCUGAACAACUGUCGAGAAUCACGAAAGUUGAUUCUCUUUAUCGUCGCCAUAGCUCUGCUCCUGGAUAACAUGCUCCUCACGACUGUGGUGCCGAUCAUCCCGAAGUACUUGUACCAAAUUCGCCAUCCCAAUUCCACGGCACCUCCACCGCCCACGCCUAAGCCCACGCCCACGCCCCCGGAAAACAUCACGACAGUCCUCCCUGCUUAUCUCGUCAACACAAACAAUGGUUGCCAGCCUUGUGUGUGUGAAGGAGAGAAGCCCGAGGUAGUGACUGAGGCCCCCCCACCCCCCCCAACCAAACCCUCGUGUAGCCCCGGGACCCCCCCUGCUGAGCCCGGCGAUGACCCUGGCAAGCCGCCGCCCACGACCGAAUUCCUGACGAGGACGGAGAGGCCGCCCGACCUGCCGUCGUCGACUGCGAUCGUGCACCACAGGGGCUCGGAGCUCCUGGGCAUGAACCACGAAGACCUGGUCAACGAGAACGUGGAGGUGGGCCUGCUGUUCUGCUCCAAGGCGGUCGUGCAGCUCAUUACCAACCCUAUCAUUGGGCCGCUGACGCACAGGAUUGGCUACAGCAUCCCGAUGUUCACUGGUUUUGUCAUCAUGUUCUUGUCCACGCUGAUCUUCGCGUUUGGGUCCAGCUAUCCAGUGCUCUUCGUGGCCCGGGCCGUGCAGGGUAUCGGCUCCUCCUGCUCGUCGGUGUCGGGUGAGUUUCUUUAA